Messenger RNA from Oncorhynchus tshawytscha (Chinook salmon), 4881 nucleotides. RefSeq names its product von Willebrand factor A domain containing 10, tandem duplicate 2 (gene vwa10.2). The record is from RefSeq and is a predicted model, not a curated record. Lineage: Eukaryota; Metazoa; Chordata; Actinopteri; Salmoniformes; Salmonidae. The coding region runs from base 980 to 3946 and encodes 988 amino acids. The transcript is spliced from 18 exons.
AUAGUGCUCAUAGGACUCAUAGUGCUCAUAGGACUCAUGGUGCUUAUAGGAAUUAUUGUGCUCAUAGGAAUCAUGGUGCUUAUAGGACUUAUUGUGCUCAUAAGACUCAGUGCUCAUAGGACUCAUUGUGCUUAUAGGACUUAUUGUGCUCAUAAGACUCAGUGCUCAUAGGACUCAUGGUGCUUAUAGGACUUAUUGUGCUCAUAGGAAUCAUGGUGCUUAUAGGACUUAUUGUGCUCAUAAGACUCAGUGCUCAUAGGACUCAUGGUGCUUAUAGGACUUUUUGUGCUCAUAAGACUCAGUGCUCAUAGGACUCAUGGUGCUUAUAGGACUUAUUGUGCUCAUAGGAAUCAUGGUGCUUAUAGGACUUAUUGUGCUCAUAAGACUCAGUGCUCAUAGGACUCGUGGUGCUUAUAGGACUUAUUGUGCUCAUAGGACUCAUAUAUAUGGAAAAGGGUGUCAUUUGGUACACUGCCUUUAUGUGUAUUUGAGUCAGACCUCCUCAACACGGACAGUAAGGCCACUCCCACUGUCCUCCCACUGCUCUGACACACACACACACACACACACACACACACAGUAAACACGUACUGUACACACACAGCCCUCCUCUUCCUGUGUAUCUGGAGGAGUGUUCUGUUUGGGAAUUCUUGUCACGGCCACCUGAACACUGAAUGAGUGACUUCCCCUCGUCACUCCACCCAGGUGUAGCAAGUUAUAAAGGAGCAGAAUGAGCCCACACACAAACUGAUAAGGACAAAGAAUGUCAAACACACAGAGAAUACUGUACACACACACUUGAAGUCUACUUCCACCACCACUCCCAACGUGGACAUCGGGACUUCACGACUCACAGGUUGCAACAGGCUCACAGAACCAGGAAGAUACUUGAUAUUGGACUCUGAUCAUAUCUCACACAUAGAGAGAGAUAUUAGAGACCUCCACCAAUCUCCUUGGACCCUCAACUUUAUGCACUGCCAUGCAGACCUCCCUCCUCUUGAUGGCGCUGUACCUGUCCAUUCCAGGGGGCACCCAGGCCUUCAAACCCCUCAUCUCAGGAGGGGGCUCGAUCACACACCGUGACAUCACACAGAGGGCUGUAUUACGCAAAACCGCCGAGGUCUGCCGCGCCCUGGCUGCGGCCCAGGGGCGGGACUUCAGCCUGCCGAUUGAUGACAGUCUCUCCAUCAUCAAACUACAUAAGGCCUGCUCUGCAGACUCCUCCUCUUCCUCCCUCGUCUCCACCAUCCUCUUCCAGAGCACCAUUGUCAAGAUGUACCUUAGCAACGCCCUGGUGGACAUGGCGUUUGCUCUAAGCAAAGCGCACCACUUCGACGGUGAGACCUUCCAGGGGGGGCAGGCCCUGAUCACGGCGGGGGUGUCGGAGGUCAAGGCCAGUGUCAAACGAGGGAGCUUCCUAUUGGCCAGGCUGGCGCUGGGACGAGUCUGUCACACACUACAGGAUUUCUACAGCCACAGUAACUGGGUUGAGAUGGGGAACAGACAGCCGUACAGCACUCUGAUCAGACCUGACCUGCAACUGGUGAACCUGGCAGGCCCCAGUACUCCGACCUGUAGGAGCUGUAUGGGAGGUAACUGUACUGAUAACAUCCUACCAGAGGUCUUACUGCAGGGCCUUCUCACCUCUGGAUACUUCAACCUGUUCUCCUCCAACAAACCUGCAGGUAAGUGUAGCCACGGCGGGUCGUUUGACCGGACCAGCGGUCGGGACCCGGAAGGGGGCAUCAACAAGGACGACGUGGGGUCCAGUCACGGUCACCUCCACCACACUGCAGCCGACGUGGCCAUCAACGCUACCAUGGAACUAUUGGAGGACAUCAGAGGAGCUGCCGGGGACAAAGACUUCCUACGGUUAAUGGGCAUCACCCAGUCAUCAGUGUUGUGUUUUGUCAUCGACACCACAGGCAGUAUGAGUGAUGACAUCACUGAGGCUAAGAGAGUGUCCUUCUCCAUCAUCGACAGUAAGAGAGGAACCCAGCAGGAACCUUCAUCAUACAUCCUGGUCCCCUUCAACGACCCAGGAUUUGGACCUCUGAUCACCACAACAAAUGCAGACAUUUUCAAACAGAGAAUCAACGCACUGACAGCAUCAGGAGGAGGAGAUAUACCAGAGCUGUGCCUGUCAGGACUACAGCUGGCCCUCACGGCGGCGCCACCCUUCUCUGAGAUCUUUGUGUUCACUGAUGCUCCUGCUAAAGACACUGCACUGAAGAGCACUGUCACUGCCCUCAUAGAGAGCACCAAGUCUGUGGUGACCUUCAUGUUGACUGACAACCUCCGAUCCAUUCGACGUCGUCGUAGGCGUUCCAUGGGCGGGGCUUCAGCCGUAUGGCCCAGUCAGGGUGGAGCCUCCAACCGGAUGGCCCAAUCAGACGCUCAGCUGUACCGUGACCUUGCCCAGGCAUCUGGAGGUCAGGCCAUUGAGGUCACCAAGGAGGAUCUGCACCGGGCCACCAGCGUCAUCGAGGACGCCUCCGCUGCAGCACAGGUGACUGUUCUACAGGAGGUAAGGAGCCCAGGAAAGGCAGAGAAUUUCUCCUUUACAGUAGACGAGUCUAUGAGAAAUCUGAACGCUUAUAUCACAGGAGGAUCCCUCUCCUUCACUCUCACCAGCCCUUCAGGUGUGUCUCAGAGUAACAGUGAGGCCAGCGGUCCUCUGGGGACCAUCCAGACUGUAGGGAACCUACACCGCAUCUCUCUGACCACACACAACAACACAGGAUUAUGGGAAAUCAGUCUUAACUCCCUAGAGUCUUACUCACUGAAGGUCAUAGGUCAGAGCUCUGUUAAUUUUGGCUACCAUUUCGUGGAGGCUUUCGGGGGUGCUCAUGGAGACUUUGGCCUCAAAGAGGGCCGUCCUCUCACAGGCGAUAACAUAACCCUGCUGGUGUCUGUGACGGGGGGUGACUCUGUCACUGUGACGGCGGUGGCCCUGAUCGAGGCCUCGGGGUCAGGGUCAGAAGUCAACGGAACCCUGCAAUCGCUAGGCGGCACCGGCGGCGGGGACUUCCUGGUUACCGUGGCCAGAGUCCCACAGGGGGAGUUUGUGGUGCGUCUGAGGGGAGAGAGCAAUAGCGCCACCACCAAAUCAUCACCGAGCCUCUUCCAAAGACAGGCCUCCACUCAGAUAAAGACUUCCAGCAUCUCUGUUACGGCCCAGGCUGACAGUACUCUAGAACCCGGUUCUACCAUCUAUGUCCCCUUCACCGUGGCAAUGGCCAACGGAACAGGAGGAGCUUUUACCGUCCGAGCCACGAACGACCGCGGCUUCACUUCCUCCUUCCCCGCCAGUGUCUCCAUUGUGACCGGAGAGGGAGCGGCCAACGGUACGGUGACUCUCACGGCGCCCGCCAGCACCCCAUCGGGAACGGACGUCACCCUGACCAUCGAGGCAGAGUCCGCUGGAGCAGCAGACUUGAACUACGCCAUCCUGCGUCUCUCUGUUGUCAGCAAGGUGACAGAUUUCAGCCCUCCCCAGUGUGGGGUGGUCAGCGUCUCGUCCAACUGCCCGGAUGACUGCAGUGCCUCUUACUGGCAGCUCUCUGCCAACCUGACCGACGGUGCCAACGGGACUGGCAUCGACCGAGUCACCCUGCGCCAGGGCAACGGGACCCUGAACACUUCUACAGAGGUGGGCACCGGGGGCGAGAACGUGACCCGGGUUGAGUACAGCGCCACCUGCUGUUCAAAGAAGGUAGAGCUAGUGGUAGUUGACAGGGCAGGCAACGUGGGUGUGUGUCUGGGCUCAGUAAAGGACUCUGUGGGGGUGGUUGUGAGCUCUACAGCACAGGCCUCUGUCACCAACACUACAGCUGUACCUGUAGUUAGUACUACAUCUACUGGCGGGCCACCUUUGACUCUGUCCCUGUAUCUAAGGAUCUGUGUGAUGCUUUAUCUUCUCCUGUGGAAUAGAGUAGAGCUAUAGAGUUGUAUAAUAGUUCAUGUAGGUAGAUGUCAUGUGGAACAGUGGAAUCAUUGCAAAGAGAGUCAAGUCAUCAGACAUAACCGGUAUGUAUAUGUUAUGUUGUACAAAAAGACAGGGUGGAAAUAUGUAAUGAACUCUGUCGUAAUACACUGUGGGAACUCUGUCAUAAUAUACUGUGGGAACUCUGUCAUAAUACACUGUGGGAACUCUGUCAUAAUACACUGUGGGAACUCUGUCAUAAUACACUGUGGGAACUCUGUCAUAAUACACUGUGGGAACUGUCAUAAUACACUGUGGGAACUGUCAUAAUACACUUUGGGAACUGUCAUAAUACACUUUGGGAACUGUCAUAAUACACUGUGGGAACUCUGUCAUAAUACACUGUGGGAACUGUCAUAAUACACUUUGGGAACUGUCAUAAUACACUUUGGGAACUGUCAUAAUACACUUUGGGAACUGUCAUAAUACACUGUGGGAACUGUCAUAAUACACUGUGGGAACUCUGUCAUAAUACACUGUGGGAACUGUCAUAAUACACUUUGGGAACUGUCAUAAUACACUUUGGGAACUGUCAUAAUACACUUUGGGAACUCUGUCAUAAUACACUGUGGGAACUGUCAUAAUACACUUUGGGAAUGUCAUAAUACACUUUGGGAACUGUCAUAAUACACUUUGGGAACUGUCAUAAUACACUGUGGGAACUGUCAUAAUACACUGUGGGAACUCUGUCAUAAUACACUGUGGGAACUGUCAUAAUACACUUUGGGAACUGUCAUAAUACACUGUGGGAACUGUCAUAAUACACUUUGGGAACUGUCAUAAUACACUGUGGGAACUCUGUCAUAAUACACUGUGGGAACUGUCAUAAUACACUUUGGGAACUGUCAUAAUACACUUUGGGAACUGUCAUAAUACACUGCGGAAAUGUUUUGUUA